AGCACGGUCUACCACGAAGGGUUCCGAGUCCCUCGCUUCCUUUUUGCUGGUGUUGCGCUCCCAGAAUCGAUCGGUACGCGUGAAACAGCCAUGAUUCGCCUCGAGGGAAUCGGAAGAUCCGGCGACCGCGGCCACCAUCCGCCUCCGCCGGGCCUAUGUCCGUCAUCCUCUACUCUUUCGCCGUUAGCUCCUCCUUUCACCGUUGAUCGAUGGGUUCCCGCCGUUGCAAACCCUAAUUUUCUGCCUCCACCUCCAGCUGCAGCUCCAGAUCCACCGACCGGUGCCAUGUCUCCGUACUUUGUUCCCACGGGAGGAUCAAGGUUGAGGAGUCUCAAUUCUGGAUUAGCAACGGCGGAGGCAACUCCGUGUUAUCCUUAUUAUGAUCCAGCACGUGAUUCUGUGGAUGAUACUUUGGAGAAGACGUCGAAUUAUAAGGGCUAUGUUGGAGGAUGGAGUGGAACUUUUGAUUUGGAGGAAGGGAGGCCAGCGAGAGGAUCAGUGGUGAAUUCUUCUUGGAUGGAUUGUAUGGCAAGUUGCCAGAUGUCGUCGGCAUUACAGAAAAGGGGUACUGCUGAUAACUUCAGCGCCUAUGAAAAAUCUUUUGGUUCUUGGCUUGGAGCUCAUAAUGAAUCCUCAUUCACUCAUGGUCAUGUUGGAUCUGAAUGCUCGGAAUGGCUAGAUGACCGUCAUCGGGAAAUAUAUAUGGAUAAGAGUAGGGUGUCAAAUGGUAGCUGCUUUUCUGCAGAGUUGGACACCACUUUGUGGCCCAAUGAUGGAUCAUCUUAUUUUUACUCUCCAGAUACCACUUCUGUUGUAAAGGAAUGCGAUGCAUUCAUUCGAAGCCCCUAUGAAAGAUAUGUUAGACAACUUAUCUCUUGUUCAGGAGAGCCUGAAGGGCAUUAUCCAGCUCAAACAACUUCUAGACAAGCAUAUGCUCCAUCAAAUGAGAAGAAUGAGUCUGUGUUGAGUUGUGUUUUAAAACAUGGGAACUCUGUAAUUAAACAUGCAAAACUGCACGGAAAAAAUGAUGAUUAUGUAGAUUAUGCAAUUGGUAUGCAGAAUGAGGCUAGCAUACAUGAAAACGCUGAAGGUAAUGAGGGUUUUGUGAAGAUGGGCAUUUCUAGCGAUGCAACACAGAAAAACGGAGGAACUCCAGAUUAUUCUUUACAAAUAAAAAAUUUGUUGUCAGGCAAUAGCUCAGCUAUAGAACAGUCCAUUGAUUCUUUACAGGCUGUAAAAUUCGGGUUUAAAGUUGGUAACUUGAGCUGUUGCAAUGCUACUAACUCUGAAAGAGGUAUUUUUAUACCUGAUGAUUCCACGCGAGCCACUGAAGAAAUACCUGAUCAUCUAAAUGUUGCUGUGGAUUCUCCAUGCUGGAAAGGUGCUUCAAUGUCUCGUUGGUAUCCUUUUAGUCCUAAUGAAAUCUUACAGCCUCUGGUCAAUACUUUAACCGGUGAUAAUGAUGAGUUGGUUCAAGGUCCGAGAUCUCUAAAUAUUCUGUCUGAUAUUGAUGGCACUUUUGCUUGCAAUGGGAAUGGAAAGGAUAUAGAUUUGCCUCCAGUUACUGAUUUGUCAGGUUCUGAUCUGAAGUUUCAUGAUUGCGUGGAAAGAGAAUCAAAUCCUGCCAAAGUAGAGAGUGGAAUGGAAAUUAAACAGCAUGAUAUUCAUGGGGAACACAAUAAUGUGCUAAAUGAACAAGUAAGCGUUCCACAAGGUAUUGAUGAUCAUGUGAGGCAAGUAAGUCAAGUAGAAAGUAAUGUUUGGAAUGCUGGCUCUAACACUAGCGAGACAAUACCUGCAGUUCGAAACUCGGAUUUUGUUUUUAAUCAUAUAUCUACUUCUCCAAAUAGUUCCGCUGGCUCAGACCCGAAUGCUAGUAAUGGUGAAAUGAAUUUAUCAUCUCUUAAUGCUGUUUUUCCUGCUAAACCUAAAAAUCCAGUUCCAUCAGCUGAACCUAAAAAUCCAAGUUAUUGUUAA
Messenger RNA from Phalaenopsis equestris, 1977 nucleotides. RefSeq lists its product as uncharacterized. The transcript is spliced from 3 exons. The record is from RefSeq and is a predicted model, not a curated record. The coding region runs from base 91 to 1977 and encodes 628 amino acids. Lineage: Eukaryota; Viridiplantae; Streptophyta; Magnoliopsida; Asparagales; Orchidaceae.